Molecule: messenger RNA, 2805 nt
Organism: Pyricularia pennisetigena
Lineage: Eukaryota; Fungi; Ascomycota; Sordariomycetes; Magnaporthales; Pyriculariaceae
Exons: 3
Coding region: 1-2805 (934 amino acids)
Biological process (GO): positive regulation of translation
Cellular component (GO): mitochondrion
Molecular function (GO): GTP binding; GTPase activity; mitochondrial ribosome binding
Source: RefSeq, a predicted model, not a curated record
AUGUCUCGGGAGUACGACUACCCACCUCCGAGAUACUCGGAGACGGCUCGGGGAGGGGGCAGGGACUCGUAUGACCGGCCCCGUCGCCGCAACUCAUUCGACGACCAUAGGCCCCGCUACGACGACCACCCAAGAGACCGUCGUUCCAGCCCCAGGGAUUACGGCUAUGACAACAGGGAUCGGGACCGUGACCGCGAGAGAGAUCGCCCUCGGUACUCGGACCGGGACCGGGACCGGGACCGGGACCACGACCGCGACCGCGACCGCGACAGGCCACGCUACUCUGAUCGUGACCGCGACGCCAGAUACCACAACUCGGAUCGCGACUACAAUUCGGACCGCUAUCGCGACUCGGCAGGCCGCGGCGGAGGAGGCGACCGCUAUGACCGCGACCGCGGAGACCGAGACCGUUACCCCCCUCGGGCCGGUGGGGGUCCGGACCUGCGCCGCUCGGCGACCACGCGCGAAAAGGGCCGUGGGAGCGACGCGGCCGCAUACGGAGCGGCGGGCGGUGCAGCAGCAGCGGCGGCGGGAGCGAGGCCUGGUCUGAACCGCAGCAAAACCACCAAGGAUAUCACGGAGGCGCUGAGCAAGCUGCCAUGGAAGCAGGUCGGCAUGGCGGCUUUUGAAGCGGGCGCCAUGGCGGCGGCGAGCCAGCGCGGGCAGUGGAACGCGGCCAAGGCGGGCAAGGUCGCCACGUCGGCGCUCGGGGCUGGCUUCAUGGCCGGCGUCAACAACAAGAACGGAGGUGGCGGUAGCGGAAAGAAGAGUGGCGGCGGCGGCGGUAGCGCCGGCAAGAAUGCGCUAAUGGGCCUUGCUGGCGAGCAGUUGCUGAAGCAACUACCGCCGCGCAAUGCCAUACUUCACCUGCCACGGUCUACCCUAGGCUCCGGCCGCUAUGACAGGAUACCGCAGGCCCGCAGCAGCAGCAGCCACCACAGCAGCGCGCCCAUGACGGACCUCGAGCAGCGCAUCGCCGCCAUCCCCAUCGAGCGCUACCGCAACUUUUGCGUCAUCGCCCACGUCGACCACGGCAAGAGCACCCUCAGCGAUCGUCUGCUCGAGCUCACGGGCACCAUCUCGGCCAGCGAUGAGAACAAACAGAUUCUCGACAAGCUCGACGUCGAGCGAGAGCGCGGCAUCACCGUCAAGGCCCAGACCUGCACCAUGCUGUACCGCUACCGUGGCGAGGACUACCUGCUGCACCUCGUCGACACCCCGGGCCACGUCGACUUUAGGGCCGAGGUCACGCGCUCCUACGCCAGCUGCGGCGGCGCCCUGCUCCUCGUUGACGCCUCCCAGGGCGUGCAGGCACAGACGGUCGCCAACUUCUACCUGGCUUUUGCCGAGGGCCUGACCUUGGUCCCCGUCGUCAACAAAAUCGACCUGCCCACUGCGGAUCCGGAAAGGGCCCUGAAGCAGCUGCGGGACACGUUCGAGCUCGACGUCGCUGAAGAUGGGACAGGUGCCGUCCUGGUAAGUGCCAAGGCUGGGACCAACGUCGAAAAGGUGCUGCCGGCCGUCAUCGAGCAGAUUCCCCACCCGACUGGAGACCCGGAUGCGCCAUUGCGCCUGCUGCUCGUGGACUCGUGGUACGAUACCUUCAGAGGCGUCGUGCUCCUGGUACGCAUCUUCAACGGCACCGUGAGGCCGGGCGACAACGUCGUAUCUCUAGCCACGGGGAACCGCUACACGGUCGGUGAGGUGGGGAUCCAGUACCCGCACCCGACGCCGCAGACGGCCCUCCGCCCGGGCCAGGUCGGCUACCUUUCGUUCAGCCCCGGCAUGAAGCGGAUCCAGGACGCCAAGAUCGGCGACACUUUUACGUUCCAGGGCAGCGAGGGCGUCGUGGAGCCGUACCCAGGCUUCGAGGAGCCCAAGCCCAUGGUGUUUGUGGCGGCGUUCCCCACGGACCAGUCGGACUACCAGCGGCUCGCCGACAGCAUCACGCAGCUGACGCUCAACGACCGCAGCGUGACGCUGCAGAAGGACUUCUCCGAGGCCCUCGGCGCGGGCUGGCGCCUGGGCUUCCUGGGCUCCCUGCACUGCUCAGUCUUCCAGGACAGGCUGCGACAGGAGCACGGCGCAAGCAUCAUGCUGACGGAGCCCGCCGUGCCGACCAAGGUGCAGUGGAGGGACGGCAAGUCGACCAUCAUCACCAACCCGACCCAAUUCCCGGACAUGUCGGAGCACCACGGCAAGAUCGAGGGCUUCUACGAGCCCUUUGUCGCGGCCACCAUCGCCGUGCCCGAGGAGUACCUGGGCCGCAUCAUCAAGCUGUGCGAGGACAGCCGCGGCGAGCAGGAGAGCAUCGAGUUCUUUGGCGCGCAGCAGGUCAUUGUCAAGUACGCCCUGCCCUCCAUGGCCCUGGUCGACGACCUCUUUGGCAAGCUCAAGGGCGCCAGCAGGGGUUAUGCGACGCUCGACUACGAGGACGCCGGCUGGCGGAGGAGCGACCUCGUCAAGCUCAACCUGUUGGUCAACAAGGUCCCCGUCGACGCCAUCUGCCGCGUUGUGCACACGAGCCAGGUCGAGAGGCUGGGGAGGAAGUGGGUCACCAAGUUCAAGGAGCACGUCGAUCGGCAAAUGUUUGAGGUCGUCAUCCAAGCGGCGGUCGGCAAACGCAUCAUCGCCCGAGAGACCAUCAAACCCUUCCGCAAGGACGUCACAGCCAAGCUGCACGCCGCCGACCCAAGCCGUCGCCGCAAGCUGCUCGAGAAGCAAAAGGAGGGCAGGAAGAAGCUUCGGGCCAUUGGCAACGUCACCAUCGAGCACUCGUCUUUCCAAAAGUUUCUCGAGAGGUGA